UUUAUUGUACAUUUUUACAAAAUUAAUACAUGUGCAUUAAUAUUUGUUAUUCGACAUAUUUUGAUAUUUAAACAAUAUUUUUUCAUUAAUUGUUUUGCGACUAAAUAACAAAAAUUAAAGUAUUGUGAACUUCAUAAAAACUCAAAAUAAGGAAGAAGUACAACUUAUUUUUAUUUAUAGUUUAAAAUAAAUAAAUUUAAGAAUGCGUUACUUAGAUUAUAAAAUAUGCAAAAUAUGGUUGUUGAAAAUUAUAACGGGGCAGUUAUUUUUAACUUUUCAAGUUGUAUCUAAUAACACUAACAGUUAUAGCUGUGAUAUUAAUUCUAAAAAUGAUAUGACUCCUCAAACUCCAUUAUUGUUGUAUGCUAAUGAAAAUCGUUUUGGAAAAAUUGAAUUCAUACAUCCUAGUGAAGACAAUACUAUUCAUAUUGAACGCGGUUUUGAAAUUAUAUUGGCAUGCCCAGGGAGUUAUUUUAAAUCAAAUCCAGAUCUUAGCAUUCAAACAGUGCAAUGUUUAGGAGAUAAUCUUUUUGCUGAUAGUGAAGAAAAACAUAAUUUAAGUUAUUAUGAUUGUGAGAAAGCUCCACAGACUACUUUGAGAAAAUUAGGCAUAAGCUAUUUAGGUGAUAGCAUUAUGCAUUACAAAAUUGGAUUUGAAAUAGAUAAUGAAAUUUUUCUCGAGUUAAUUGAUUUCUAUUUUGAUAUUAAAUCUUUAUUGCCAUUGUACACUGUACAUCAAAUUACUAAGGAUCUUAAUGAGGAUCAAAGAUCUAAGAAUAUACCGUAUAAAGGUAUGCCUGAACAUUAUCAAAAGAUAUCUACAAAUAAAAUUUAUGACACUAAAUAUCAAAAAAAAAUAUUCCACAUUUAUAUAACCCCUCAAUCUGCUGAAAGGUAUAUCAAUGGAGAUCAUUUUUUAGCUAAAAGUAACCUUGUACCUAUGGAGGAUUUUUUAUAUUAUCCUCAACAAGAAGGAACCUAUUAUGAUGUGUUAACUGCACCACAAUUUAAAAAAUUCAAAGAUGGAAAUUGGAAAAUUUUAGAAGAAGCAAUACGGCGUUUAGCAAUUGAUAGAUAUAUAAAUUUAACUGUGUACACAGGGGUUUACGGAGAAUUAAACAUAACUGGAUCACCUGUUCAUAUGGAUCGUCAUAGUCUUGGUUAUAAUGUAAUACCUGUGCCAAAAAUAUUUUGGAAAAUUGUUAAACACAAAAAUCAAGCAAUAGUUUUUAUUGGUUACAAUGAUCCAUUCCCAAGCCGUUUUAGUAAUCCAGCAAGACAAAUUUGCUCACCAGGUUUAUGUGAUGAUCUAAGUUGGGUUAUGUUUGAUAAAAAUCCGCAUAAAGGUGUGAUAAACUGUUGUAGUUAUCAAGAUUUUCAAAAGAAAAUUUAUGUACCCCAUGUAAAAAAAAUUAAAGAUGUUUUAUUUUAAAUAGUUAAAAAAUAUUAAAUACUUUUAUUGCUAUAAAAAAUAAUUGUUUGUUGACAAAUAUUAAACAUUCAUAAACAUGAUAAUUAUUCAUACAUUUUUUAUUUAUACGCAAUUAUAAAGAAAUAAUAGAAAAUCAUUUUAA
Molecule: messenger RNA, 1574 nt
Organism: Daktulosphaira vitifoliae (grape phylloxera)
Lineage: Eukaryota; Metazoa; Arthropoda; Insecta; Hemiptera; Phylloxeridae
Exons: 4
Coding region: 203-1432 (409 amino acids)
Biological process (GO): apoptotic DNA fragmentation
Cellular component (GO): mitochondrial inner membrane; nucleus
Molecular function (GO): nucleic acid binding; single-stranded DNA endonuclease activity; metal ion binding
Source: RefSeq, a predicted model, not a curated record